AUGGCUGGGGCUGGGGCCUCCUGCUCCAGCCGGGACACGGAUGCAUUGGCACGGGAGCUGCUUCUGGUCGCACUAGAGGACUUGAGCCAGGAGCAGCUGAAGCGCUUUCGCCACAAGCUGCGGGAUGCGCCCCUGGAUGGCCGGAGCAUCCCAUGGGGGCGACUGGAGAACUCAGACCCCGUGGACCUCGUGGACAAGCUGACCCAGUUCUAUGGGUCAGAGCCAGCCGUGGAUGUGACCCGAAAGAUCCUGAAGAAGGCGGACGCUCGGGAUGUGGCGGUGCGGCUCAAGGCGCAGCAGCUGCAGCGGCUCGGCUCCAGCUCAGCAGUUGUCUCCUUGUCGGGUAAGUUCCUGGGCACACAAAGUACAAGAAGAGAUCACGCUAAGGUGAAGGAGAGGAACUCACGCUCGGUAAAGAUCAACAAGCGCUUCACCAAGCUGCUCAUCGCACCUGGGAGCGGCGCGGUGGAGGAUGAACUGCUGGGGCCGUCGGAGGAGCCGCAGCCUGAGCGCGCCAGGCGCUCAGACACGCACACCUUUAAUAAGCUCUUCCGGGGAGAUGAUGAGGGCCCGCGGCUGACCGUGGUGCUGCAGGGCCCAGCGGGCAUUGGCAAGACCAUGGCCGCCAAGAAAAUCCUCUACGACUGGGCAGCAGGCAAGCUAUACCACGGUCAGGUGGACUUCGCCUUCUUCAUGCCGUGCGGCGAGCUGCUGGAGAGGCCGGGUACGCGCAGCCUGGCAGACCUGAUCCUGGACCAGUGUCCAGACCGCAAGGCGCCGGUGCGGCAGAUACUAGCUCAUCCCCAGCGCCUACUAUUUAUCCUGGACGGUGCAGACGAGCUGCCUGCCGCAGCAGCCCCGGAGGCAACGCCCUGCACAGACCCUUUCGAGGCUACCAGUGGCUUGAGAGUGCUGAGCGGACUGCUGAGCCAGGAGCUGCUGCCCUUGGCUCGCUUGCUGGUGACUACACGCAAUGCCGCUGCCGGGAGGCUGCAGGGCAGACUGUGCUCGCCACAGUGCGCAGAAGUGCGUGGCUUCUCGGACAAAGACAAGAAGAAAUAUUUCUUCAAGUUCUUCCGCGACGAGAGGAAGGCAGAGCGCGCUUACCGCUUUGUGAAAGAGAAUGAGACGCUGUUUGCACUGUGCUUUGUGCCCUUCGUGUGCUGGAUCGUGUGCACCGUGCUGCAACAGCAGCUGGAGCUGGGCCAGGAUCUGUCUCGCACCUCCAAGACCACCACAUCCGUGUACCUGCUCUUCAUCGCCAGCGUACUGAAGUCUGCAGGCACCAAUGGACCACGGGUGCAGGGAGAGCUGCGCACACUGUGCCGUCUGGCCCGCGAAGGCAUCCUGAAGCAUCAAGCACAGUUCUCAGAAAAUGACCUGGAGCAGUUGAAGCUUCAGGGCUCCCAAGUCCAGACACUGUUUCUCAGCAAGAAGGAACUGCCGGGCGUGCUAGAUAAGGAGGUCACCUACCAGUUUAUCGACCAGAGUUUCCAGGAGUUCUUGGCUGCAUUGUCAUACCUAUUGGAGGCUGAGGGGGCACCUGCAGGAGGUGUGCAGAUGCUCCUGAACUCUGACUCAGAGUUGCGUGGUUAUCUUGCACUCACCACUCGCUUCCUCUUUGGACUGCUGAGUGCAGAGAGGAUUCGUGACAUUGAACGUCAUUUUGGCUGUGUGGUGCCAGAGCGUUUGAAACAGGACACCCUGCGGUGGGUACAAGGACAGGGCCACCCCAAGGUGGCACCAGUAGAGGCAGAAAAGAAUGAUGAGCUGAAGGACACUAAGGAACCAGAAGAGGAGGAGGAGGAGGAGGAGGAGGAGGAGGAGGAGGAUCUCAACUUUGGACUGGAGCUGUUGUACUGCCUAUAUGAGACACAAGAGGAUGCUUUUGUUCGCCAGGCUCUCAGCAGCCUUCCAGAAAUGGUCCUGGAGCGAGUUCGGUUCACCCGAAUGGACCUUGGUGUCCUGAGCUACUGCGUGCAGUGCUGCCCGGCUGGUCAGUCUCUGAGACUGGUCAACUGUGGGCUGGUGGAGGCAAAGGAGAAGAAAAAGAAGAGUCUGGUGAAGCGGCUGAAGGGUUCUGGAAACACCACGAAACAACCCCCAGUCUCCCUGCUGCGUCCCCUCUGUGAGGCCAUGACUUCCCAACAAUGCGGUCUGCGUAUUCUAAUCUUGUCACGCUGUAAGCUGCCUGAUAGCGUUUGUCGAGACCUCUCUGAGGCCCUGAAGCUAGCUCCUGCCCUAAGGGAGCUGGGCCUCCUCCAGAGCCGGAUCACUGAGACAGGCCUUCGUUUACUGAGUGAAGGACUGGCUUGGCCCAAGUGCCGGGUGCAGACACUCAGGAUACAGCUGCCUAACCUCCAGGAAGCAAUCCAGUACCUGGUCAUCGUGCUCCAGCAGAGCCGGGUCCUGACCACCCUGGAUCUCAGUGGCUGUCAGCUGGUUACAUACAUGGUGGAAAACCUGUGUUCAGCCCUGAAGUACCCGAUGUGCUGCCUGAAGACACUCAGUCUGACCUCUGUGGAGCUGAGUGAAGUGUCACUGAGGGAGCUUCAAAUUGUGAAGGCAUCAAAGCCAGAUCUGACCAUCCUACAUUCAAAACCAGGCACACAUCCUCAGCCUCUCAAGUGA
Cricetulus griseus (Chinese hamster) is the source of this 2631-nucleotide messenger RNA. Lineage: Eukaryota; Metazoa; Chordata; Mammalia; Rodentia; Cricetidae. The record is from RefSeq and is a predicted model, not a curated record.